Pterocles gutturalis (yellow-throated sandgrouse) is the source of this 965-nucleotide messenger RNA. It is a transcript of the gene LAYN, whose product is annotated as layilin. The annotation marks the transcript as partial. Gene Ontology annotation, molecular function: hyaluronic acid binding. NCBI's taxonomy places the organism in Eukaryota, Metazoa, Chordata, Aves, Pterocliformes, Pteroclidae. The record is from RefSeq and is a predicted model, not a curated record. The transcript has 6 exons.
GACAGACAGUUUGCCAGCGUGGAACACAGAAACCAUGCUACAAAAUAGUUUAUUUUCACGAUGCUUCGCGCAGGAUCAGCUACGAAGAAGCGCACCUUGCCUGCAGAGCUGAUGGCGGACAUCUAGUCAGUAUUGAAACAGAAGGAGAGCAAAGACUGAUUGAAAAAUUUAUUGAGAGUCUCUUAGCUUCUGAUGGAGAUUUUUGGAUAGGGCUUAGGAGGAAAAAGAAGGAGGUAGACAAUAGUACAGAGUGUCAGAACCUCUACUCCUGGUCAGAUGGCAGCUCAUCCAAGUUCCGGAACUGGUACGUAGAUGAGCCGUCCUGUGGGAGUGAAAUCUGUGUUGUGAUGUACCACCAGCCAUCUGCCCCACCAGGUGUCGGAGGUCCUUACAUGUUUCAAUGGAACGAUGACAGAUGCAACAUGAAAAAUAACUUCAUUUGCAAAUAUUCUUUGGAGAAGCCAACAAAGACUCCAGUAGAGAAUUCUCAAAGAGAUGUUGCAACAGAGCGCUUGAACCCAGUAUUCCCAGAAGAACGCCAUAAGAAAGAUGCUAAUGUAACCGUUGUAGAAGCUAAAGAACCUGUUCAGAGUCUUGCCUACAUCCUUAUUCCCAGCAUUCCUGUGCUGAUUCUCCUGAUGGUCUUUGCAGCCAUCUUCUGUUUCUGGCUUUUUGCAAAGAGACAGGAGCAACUAGAUGCAAGCCCAAAGGAGGAAGAUGCGUGGCUGUCUAACCCCAGGAGGAAUAGUCCAAAUCUGGAUAUUUACAAAGUAAUCAAGAAGCAAUCAGAAGCAGAUCUGGCUGGAACCAGGCCUGACACUAAGAAUGCUUCCUUCCGUACACAGGAAGAUAAGGUGCUUGACAGCCUCUCCAGGGAUUAUGAUGAGGCGGCAAUGAAUACAUCAACGAGUGGCUUUGUGACACUGGCCAGUACUGAAAGUGGUUUUGUCACCAAUGAUAUCUAG